Mycosarcoma maydis (corn smut) is the source of this 648-nucleotide messenger RNA. RefSeq names its product DNA replication protein PSF3. The transcript is spliced from 3 exons. NCBI's taxonomy places the organism in Eukaryota, Fungi, Basidiomycota, Ustilaginomycetes, Ustilaginales. Gene Ontology annotation, cellular component: GINS complex. Gene Ontology annotation, biological process: mitotic DNA replication initiation. The record is from RefSeq and is a predicted model, not a curated record. Bases 1 to 648 code for a protein of 215 amino acids.
AUGGACCAUAACUACUGGAACGUAGACGACUUUAUCGCCGACUCGCAACGCUUACCAUGUACGUUCAACAUGGACGUGCCCAACAUGGGCCAGAUCCAGUCAACUGAAGAACGCGACAUCAAGGCGCUUACGCGUGUCGAGCUGCCAUUUUGGUUGGCAGAGCUGAUGGCGCUCAACAACAUUGUCUCGAUCAACAAACCCAAAUCCUUUUCGACUCGUGUCAAAGCAGCACUUGACGCAAAUCCGGCAUCGGUACAAUUGAGGAAUCAGAACAUACACUGGUAUGCGCUCGGUGCGCGACUCGCUCAACUCAUGGACGAUGACGAUACGGAAAUGCAGGUACUCUCAAAAGCAUAUACCGGCCGUAUCGCUCAGAUCUUUCAACAAUCGCAGCACCUGUCCACCGCUUCCUCCUUCUCGACCUCUUCCACCACCAACACGGACGCUGACGAUCAAGGGUUUGCAUCAGCACAAGCAAUCGCAGCCAUGGUCUCGGACGGCCCAUCUCUAGGGAUGAGUGCAGGCCACGCCAUGAGCGCUGAAAUUACAGACUUCCUGCAAGGCAUGGAAGAGUCCGAGAGGACAUUGUUACGGAACGGUCAAGAGGGAGCGCGCAUGAUGAAGGACUUUUUGGCAAGCAAUCAGUGA